GAAACUCAUACAGGUUUGGAACUACAUCCAUUUUCAUUUUUGGGGGAAACUAUCCUUUUGAGAUUUAUAGUUGGAUUGCAUAUACAAUUUCCAUCUAUUUGGAUUAGACAGUUUUAACAAACUAAUAAACUUAAUGUGAUGCAUAUUUGUCAAUCAUUCAGGAUUUCUGUAAUAGUACUUAUGAACUGAAUGGGUUUUAAAUACACACUAAGCAGAUUUAUCUCUAUAUCUGUAUACAUAAUUGAAUAUUGUCAUUAGUCAUAUUUUAACCAUGUUCAUAUUGAAUAAAUGUAAUUAUUUUCUCAGUGUACAGAUAUAUGCUGAUUCCAAAACUUUUGGAUGAAUGCAUUUUAAACUGUUUAAAUUUAAUCAAAUAGAUGCAACUAGUUAAUAACAAACUAUUCCAUGAUUUUUUAAACGAAUGGUUCUUACCUGUUUCACUGAUUUAUGAUUGACAAAUAUGUAUCACAUUAGUAUUAGUUUGUGUGUUUAUCAAAAUGGAUGGGAAUUUUAUAUGUAAAUUAAAAUACAUAAAUCUUAAAUAUUAUUUUUUUUUUAAAAAAGGAAAAAAAGUCAAAAAACUACCCAGCGAACGCAUUUUCUAAAAUCUAUUUUUAGACUGGGUAAAGCCUCGUUCUGCAUCCGUUCGUCCUUUUCCUUCUCAUCCCCAACACAGAAUAAUUAGAAAAUUACACAGAACCUCGGAAAUAUGAUUUUACAGCUGAUACGCAAACACGCACGUCCAAAGCCAAACAAACGGCAGAUGUUCGGCCCAGAUGCAGUCUGGGAAGCUUCCCAUCCGUCUCACACAGCAGUGUUUCAAUGAAACGUGCAGAUUCCACCAGCCUUUUCAUUUCUCGAGUGAAAACACUGGCUUUGUGUGCGCUGGCACUCAGACCUGCUUUCCGACUCGUUCCCUCUCUCUCUCUCCAGUGUGCGCGCGCGUGUGUGUGUGUAUGUGUGUGUGAUGGGAGGCUACAUGGGAAGUGGGAAGGUGCAGCUGGAAUGUUGCCUGAAGCUUCAACACAGAGAGAGAAGGAGAGACUCAGAAGGGCACUGUGCUGUCUGGCUCAGAGCGAACACAUGGAAUAAGCUGAGAACACAACACUGGUCAGAACUGAAGCUGCAGGAUUUGUCGAUGAAGAAGCGGAGCUCAACUGCUCACUUCAAUCUGUUGACAUGAGAAGAGAUCGGCUUCUGGUGGCCGUCACUUUGGUCACCCUUUUGGCAGCAGACAUCCAUUUCAUCCUGCUUCCCAGAUUCAGAGCCUGGUGUCACCUGCCCAGAGAAAGCUGCUCAUGCCCCAACAGCAGCCUGGAGACCGUCCCGUGGACCACCAGCCAGAACCUGACCGCGGUCUCCUCCGAGCCAGGCUCUAAGCUGGAGCGGCUCUUCAGACACCCGCUCUACAACAUCCGUCCCCCAGAGCUGGGGCCCGAGGAGCGGCUGCUGCAAGAAGACGAGCUCAUGAACUACUGCAGGAGGAAAGUGAGCCGCUGGGAAAGACUGAAGAAGUUCUACAUCGAGGCGGCAGCAGCUUCAAACAUCACUAUACCCGAUCACGUCGUGACCUUUGACCCCGGGGCCAGCUGGCUGCAGUUCCAUCUAGGGAUCAGUCGCUAUGCGCUGUACUCAGGAGAGGACGGCAGCAUCGACAGACUCCUGCGAGACAUGCAGACGGCCACCGUCAUCAGCGCAGAUUUCACUCAGGAUGAGAAAGCACUGAAGGGUGCAUGCGACUGCUCACAAGUGGUUAAACCCAGCGGUCUUCACCUGAAGUUGGCUCUGAAGCUCCAAGACUUUGGCAAAGCUAUGUUUAAACCAAUGAGACAGGAGCGUCACGAAGAGACUCCGGAGAACUUCUUCUAUUUUGUCGACUUUCAGAGGCACAAUGCUGAGAUAGCAGCAUUCCACCUGGACAGAGUGCUGGACUUCCGGAGAGUUCCACCGGUGACGGGACGCUUCAUCAACGUGACGGGUGAAAUUCUGGACAUAACACACAACGAGGAACUGCGCAGUGUGUUCUUCACCUCUCCAGCCAACAACACAUGUUUCUUCGCCAAGUGUUUGUACGUGUGUAAGUCGGAGUACGCGGUGUGUGGUCACCCGGAUCUGCUGGAGGGCUCCAUGUCUGCUUAUCUGCCGGGUUUGAGCAUCGCCCCUCGAAUCUCCAUCCCAAACCCCUGGAUCCGCGCCUACAGUUUUACCGGGAGAGAGGAGUACGCUGGGACUUUCAUACACACUAAAUCACUCAAGUGGGAGGUCAACCCUUUAUACUGCGAUAACGUCAAAAAACUAUAUCCCUACAACUCUGGGAACAGACUGCUCAACAUUAUUGACAUGGCAAUAUUUGACUUUCUCACAGGAAACAUGGACAGACAUCACUAUGAAAUAUUCACCAAGUUUGGAGAUGAUGGUUUCCUGCUCCACGUAGACAACGCCAGAGGGUUUGGCCGGCAUUCUCAUGAUGAGAUGUCCAUUCUUGCUCCAUUGACCCAGUGUUGCAUGAUCAAGCGCUCUACGCUGUUCAGACUGAAGCUUCUGGCGCAGUCCGAGUACCGUCUGAGUGACGUCAUGAGGGAAUCCCUCUCCAGAGACCCUCUCACGCCAGUCCUGACCGAGGACCACCUGCAGGCCUUGGACCGCCGGCUGGGCCAGGUGCUUAGGACGGUGGGAAAGUGUGUGAAGAAGCUGGGAGAACCACAAGUGGUGAUCACAGACUUUGUAGAGUCAUCCAGAGUAACUACAAGCCACAGGUGACAGAAGGAGAAGAGCCAGGGUUUGAGGAGACAUCAGCGAUCCACUGUGUUACUGACUCUGUACUUUAUCAUAACGUUCACACUAAGCCACUGAAUUAAAUCUGGACCCUAUUGUCCAAAAUCAUGGCAUCUAAAGACAUCAGGAGGAAAAGUAUUUAUAUUUCUGAUAAAUGCUCAGGGGCUGUGUGAUAUUAUUAGUCUUAACUGUCACGACUGACCAAACGUUAAAAUGAUGAGAUGCAAAGUCAUAAGUAUCACAAAGUCUUAUCACACAAGUCAAAAUUAUGAGAUAAAUGUCAAGAGAUAAAAAGACAAAAAUAUGGAUGUUAUAAUUAUAAGACAGUCAAAAUUAUAAGAAAAUUAUUGAGUUAAAGUUAACCAAAAAUAAAUAAAAAUUAUGAGAUACAUAAAUUAUCGUGAAAAAUCUAAAUAUGAGAUCAACGUCAAUUCUAAAAAGUAUAUUUUUUGUGUCUUUAAGACUAUGCAAUUUUACCUGUCAUGAUAACUUAGUAUCUCAUAAUUUCAAUAUACAUGAAGUAGAUAUAAUAUAACUACAUAUGACUUUUUAUGUCAUCGUUUUGAGAUUUUUUUUCUCAUAUUUAUGACUUUCUAUCAUAAUUGAUUGGUUAAAAAGGGCUGUGUGUGUGAUAUUACUAAAAAGCCUUGAACUGAAAAGCCAAAAUUCCCUCGAUCUUUUGACAUAAAAGAGGUCAUUGUGCUAUUAAACAUCCUGUAAGUUUCAGAAUUCACAACUAUCUCGUCUCGUUUUAAAAUGACAGCUUUAGGAAUGUUCUACUCUGUGAUGUAAUAGUGUGGAUAAACCCCGCCCCCACAGAAGAAGAUCAACAUCGCUGCCUGUUUAGCCCCGCCCACUGAUUCUUCAUCACUGGAUAAAACUAUGAGAUAAUAACUUGAGAAAAAUUAUGGGAUAAAAAGUCAAAAUUAAAAUGCAUGACUUCUCAAUUUCGACUGUUAUUAAUAUGUAUCUCAUAAUUUCAUCUUUCUAUCUCAUAAGUAUCACUAUUUAUCUCAUAAUUUUGACCUUUUAUCUCAUGUUUAUAACUGUGUAUUAUAAUUAUGAUUGGCUAAAGUUGGCUGUGUGAUAUUACAAAUGCAUAUAAAUGUAUCAUUCAUUCAUUCAUACAAAAAAAAGUUAAAUUAAGGUACAAAGACAUAAUAACAAAGUCAAAAUGAUCACAAAAGUCAAAAUUAUGAGGUCAGAGAGAUAAAGUUACAAUUAUGACAGGUAUAACUGAGAUUAAGUCAUAACUGAGAUAAAGAGUUGAAACUGACUUUAAACAAAAUCAAACCUAUGAGAGUCCAAAUUAUCCAGAAACUGAAAUAAAAAAUAAAUAAUAAACAAACAGAAUGUGUCAUAAUCAGGACUUGUCAAUUUCUACUGUCAUGAUGACUAUCUCAUAAUUUCAACUUUCUAUCUCAUAAGUAUCACUAUUUAUCUCAUGAUUUUGACCUUUUAUCUCAUGUUUAUAACCUUGUAUUAUAAUUAUGAUUGGCUAAAGUUGGCUGUGUGAUAUUACAAAAAAGUAAAAUUGAGGUACAAAAACAUAACAAAGUCAAAAUGAUCGCAAAAGUCAAAAUUAUGAGAAAUCAGAGAGAUAAAAAGUUACAAUUAUGACAGCUAUAAUUAUGAGAUAAAUCAUAAUUGAGACAGAGAGUUGAAACUGACUUUCAACUAUGAGAGUCCAAAUUAUCAUGAAACUGAAAUAAAAAGUAAAUAAUAAUAAUAAAAAUUAAAUAAAAAACAGAAUGUAUCAUAAUCAGGACGUGUCAAUUUCGACUGUCAUGAUAACUAUCUCAUAAUUUCGACUUUCUAUCUCAUAAGUAUCACUUUUUACCUCAUAAUUAUGAUAAUUAUGACUGGCUAAAAAGAGCUGUGUAAUGUGUUACUUGAAAGCUCCCUAACAACACAUUUAAGUGGUUGUCCUGAUCUGGUUUAGACUGAAAUCCCUGAGCCAGACAUGAUGCAGCAUUCGCAGGAAAGAUAAGAUCCUCAGAUCUCCUUACAUCAGCACACGCACCAUUCAUGUGGAGCUUUAACUGCACUGCGGGAAGCAUUUCCUCUGAUUAUGCGUUCCCUUUCUGUUCAUUUUUCCACAAACAACCAUUAGUGGUGGCUGAGCUGAUGAUGCAGCACACAAACAGGCCACAUCCGCAGAGAAACACUGUGGUAGGUUCUCUACAGCAGCUAAAGGCUGAUUUUCCAGAUGUGUAAGCGUGUGAUCCUCAGCCGUCUCAUCUGUUGUUCCUCACAAGCUGUCGAGUGGGAUCUUUAAAAAUGAAUCAAACCCAAUCAUUUGAAGUGUUUAAGCUUUGCUGCAACUCGUGGUUCGCCACACUAUUGCACUAUUGUCUCGUAAGCUGAAACAUGUCACCAUUAGUGAGACCUUAAAUUUGGGUUUAUAAAAUAUAAAUCAAAUGCAAAUCAAAUGCUCAAAAUGUUAACUUCUGAAUUAGUGGUGGUGGAUAAACAUAAUCUGAAAAACUGUAAAUCAAACCUGGUCAUAAUUAUUCAUGACUGUUUGUCACAUUCUCACAUUGCCUCAUUAAAAUGACAAAACAUUUGCAUUCUUUCUGAUUCAGUCAAGCCUCAUGUGAUGUAUGUAAAAUUUGAAUUUAAGCAUAAAAACAUGAUCUGAUUUUACCACUCAAGCAGUCAUGACUUGACAGAGAACUUGUACAUGAAAUGCAAAAUUAAAAUUCAUCAAUUCAGUCCCAUCUGUAGGGACUUGAUAACUUGAA
This is a messenger RNA of Cyprinus carpio (common carp), 5519 nucleotides long. Its product is annotated as pseudokinase FAM20A-like. Gene Ontology annotation, molecular function: protein serine/threonine kinase activator activity. The transcript is spliced from 11 exons. Gene Ontology annotation, cellular component: Golgi apparatus. The coding region runs from base 1180 to 2760 and encodes 526 amino acids. NCBI's taxonomy places the organism in Eukaryota, Metazoa, Chordata, Actinopteri, Cypriniformes, Cyprinidae. The record is from RefSeq and is a predicted model, not a curated record.